This is a messenger RNA of Pipistrellus kuhlii (Kuhl's pipistrelle), 487 nucleotides long. It is a transcript of the gene HCST, whose product is annotated as hematopoietic cell signal transducer. Gene Ontology annotation, cellular component: membrane. Lineage: Eukaryota; Metazoa; Chordata; Mammalia; Chiroptera; Vespertilionidae. The record is from RefSeq and is a predicted model, not a curated record. The coding region runs from base 135 to 371 and encodes 78 amino acids. The transcript is spliced from 4 exons. Gene Ontology annotation, biological process: positive regulation of phosphatidylinositol 3-kinase/protein kinase B signal transduction; regulation of immune response. Gene Ontology annotation, molecular function: phosphatidylinositol 3-kinase binding; signaling receptor binding.
CCGCCUGCCUCCACCCCCACAGGAAGCAGCAGUUGGCCUUGCUACCAGCAGGGUGACAUCCGCUUUUGCUGUCUCUCUACUCCCCCACUCUUCCUCAGAACCUCUCUGGACCAAAUCCCUUCCAGCCCCCAACCAUGCUCCUUCCAGGCAACAUCCUGCUCCUGCUUUUGCUCCCAGUGGCUGCAGCUCAGAUAGCUCCAGGUUCCUGUUCCGGAUGUGGUCCCCUCCCCCUGCCACUCCUGGCAGGCCUUGUGGCUGCUGAUGCUGUGGUGUCUCUGCUAAUCGUGGUGGUGGUGUUUAUAUGUGCCAGACCACGUGACAGGCCCACCCAAGAUGGCAAAGUCUACAUCAACAUGCCUGGUAGGGGCUGACCUCCUGUAACUGGGACCUCUGACUUCUGGAAUACCCGCAGUAUUUUUCAGAGGUCCUGGAUUGUGCGUGGUGGCACAGGAAACCUAUUCAACGUCAAUAAAGCAACCAAAAUACC